CCUGCUUGCUAUGCGCCGCAGUUAAAAGAUCACGUGAGAUCUUGGCCUGCACAAUUGCACGCAUAGAUGGGAUAUUUUAAUAUAUAUGAAAAUACAGUUUAAAAUCCUAUUGUAAUAUGUAACCGGUGUUCUGUCAGACUGUUGUUGCGUGAAAUCCGUAUGAGUUGAUUAGAUACAUUAAAAAUAGCAUACUAUCGGAAUAGGUGUGGUUUGAUCAUCUGACAAGGAAGAGGUUGCUGCUACUAGAAUGAGGUUCCGGUUUUGUGGAGACUUGGACUGCCCUGAUUGGGUUUUGGCUGAAAUCAGCACCUUGGCUAGAAUUUCCUCUGUUAAGCUGAAGUUGAUCUGUGCUCAAGUUCUGAAGGAGCAGCUGGGGGAGAAGAUUGAUUAUGAAAAGAUCUUGAAGUUGACAUCAGAUGCUCGCUUUGAGACUGGUGAUAUAAAAGCCACUGUUGCUGUUUUAUGCUUCAUCUUAUCAAGUGCAGCAAAACAUAAUGUGAGCAGUGAAAGUCUCUCCAGUGAGCUACAGCAGCUGGGGCUGCCCAGAGAACAUGCAGUUUCUCUGUGCCGGUCUUAUGAAGAAAAACAGAAUUCUUUGCAGGAGACCUUAAGGGAAAACAGCCUACGCUUAAACCGUGUAUCCUCGCUGAGCUGGCGUAUAGACCAAACACUGAGUUCCAGUAUUAUUCAACAUGUGAACGAGCCUCUCGUGCAUCUCAAUCUGAACAUGACUGAUCCCAACAGUUCAAGGCCUCUCGCUGUUACUUUGUCUGCCACCAAACUAAGAGUAUUGCUGACAGAGUUAAAGCAGGCUCUAGAAAUGAUGAACUCCCUCAACUGAGACAGAUUGGUGCAGUGCAAGUCUGAGACCGCUAUGUUACCAACACCUAGGCACACGGUCUCGUGUUUAAUAAACUCUGCUGUGCUUCAGCUUGUAGACAACUAUGGUGUCUAAAUAAUUCAUAAUGAACAUCCCAGCAUUACCAGUUUCAUGAGCAUGUGAUGCCACGUGCAGAAAAAUGUGUCACAACAGCAGCGCAAGCUAGAGAUUUGUUUAAUGGAAAUGGCAAGAAUUGUGCCAACCCGUGUUUAAUUUGCCUUUAGUGAAUAAGUUCAUCUUGUUUCCUAUAGAUAUACACUUAUUUCAGUAACCCCCCCCAUAAAUCUGAGCAGCAAGGAUGAUACAACUAUUUAUCUUGUAUAGUUACCUAAGAAUUAUAUACUAAACUGGCAAAUUGUGUAUAGAAGAUAAGAAUGUAUUGCACUAUUUUAUGUGUUCAGAAUAAAAAAAAAUUUUUUUUAGUUAUGAAUUCCAAAGGAUUCACUACAUUAUAAAUGUUUUAAAAGCAUUUAUAAUAUGCAUUGAUUUCCAGGCAUCCUUUGAAAAAAACACUUUAAUAUUUAUUUUACUUUCUUGGCUGAAGCCAGUGAUAAACCAAUAAAUGUGCAGCAUGUCCGGGUUCUGCAUUCCAUGGAAUACACUCUGGCCUUUCUCUGUUUUUAAAUUACUGAUAAAGGAGGCAAAACAAAUAAUAAAAUAUCAUUGCAAAGGU
This is a messenger RNA of Bombina bombina (fire-bellied toad), 1553 nucleotides long. RefSeq names its product COMM domain containing 4 (gene COMMD4). Bases 248 to 841 code for a protein of 197 amino acids. The record is from RefSeq and is a predicted model, not a curated record. The transcript is spliced from 8 exons. NCBI's taxonomy places the organism in Eukaryota, Metazoa, Chordata, Amphibia, Anura, Bombinatoridae.